Pieris macdunnoughi is the source of this 489-nucleotide messenger RNA. Lineage: Eukaryota; Metazoa; Arthropoda; Insecta; Lepidoptera; Pieridae. The record is from the annotation of a GenBank genome assembly.
AUGGUUGAACAUAAGGACAUAUUAUCAAAAGUCGCAGAUAUACCUCUGCAGCGGCCUGGUUUUGAUGCCUUAGAGGUAUCAGCACCUGUCCUUGUACAAAUGAAUCCAAAUGGUAAAUGGGAGAACACAAAGCCUGGCAAUUUGGACGAAGAGCGAUUGAAAGCUAUUGUUCAGCAUUUGGUAAAGUCGAAAGCUUUAUCGGCUGCUCAAAGUUACUGCUGCCAAUGUGCUUCUGAGGGAUUGAAAGGCAACGACAACCCUAAUUAUAUUCCAGUAAUUAUGAUGCCUAUAUAUUCUGCAGAUGACUGCCCUUUUGAUUUAGAUUGUGAGGCAAAAAAAAUUCAAGAAGCGGAAACGAAACCAACAAAAAAAGAAAAAGUACAAAGCUUGCAAAAAGACUCAGACAAGGAUAAGGAUAAGAAAAAAAGCAAGAAACGUGGCUUUGUCCUACAAAGGCUAACCGAUUUUGAUUUACUUUCCCAAUGGUGA